Molecule: messenger RNA, 486 nt
Organism: Striga hermonthica
Lineage: Eukaryota; Viridiplantae; Streptophyta; Magnoliopsida; Lamiales; Orobanchaceae
Source: the annotation of a GenBank genome assembly
AUGAGAACAAGCGCUACUCUGUUUCAACCUCCCCCAAUUUCAAAAAUCCCAACCCCCGAACCCUACGCCGCCGGGACGGCAACUCUCGCGCCUCCGGCCGCCGCGUACCGCUCGCCGUGGCACUCGCCGGUGCCGUACCUAUUCGGCGGCCUGGCGGCGAUUCUGGUACUCAUAGCGCUCGCCCUCCUCAUCCUCGCCUGCUCCCACUUGAGGCCCUCCGACGACGACGGCGGCGGCUCCGCCGAUAAAGAUGACCACGGCUCCGACGGCGGCGACCCACCGGUUUACGUGGAGAAGGUCCUGGUCAUCAUGGCAGGGGAAGUGCGGCCCACCUUCCUGGCCGAGCACGCUCCUCCGAGCAUGAAAAAAUCGUGUUCUAAUGAUGGAAAAAUGAUUGUUACGAGUGAAUUAGGCAAAGGAGAAAAUGAUAACGAGAGGCGGGAAAAUGGGAGUGAUUGUGCUCAAGAAUUGCAAAUCGGGCAAUAA